Gallus gallus (chicken) is the source of this 36551-nucleotide messenger RNA. It is a transcript of the gene PCDH15, whose product is annotated as protocadherin related 15. NCBI's taxonomy places the organism in Eukaryota, Metazoa, Chordata, Aves, Galliformes, Phasianidae. The coding region runs from base 27937 to 34515 and encodes 2192 amino acids. Gene Ontology annotation, biological process: inner ear development; homophilic cell-cell adhesion; sensory perception of sound. The transcript has 48 exons. Gene Ontology annotation, molecular function: calcium ion binding. The record is from RefSeq and is a predicted model, not a curated record. Gene Ontology annotation, cellular component: stereocilium; plasma membrane.
GGGACCGGACCGGACCAGAACGGAUCCGACCCCACCCCACCCGGCGUUCUCUCUGCCUCAGGCCGUCUCAGCUCGCCGCGGAGAAAAACACGUGCUUCCAUCGCACUAUCGAGGAAAUGGCUCCAUUGUUAUCUUCCCUCCAUCGUAUGAGAUACGAAGUGCUGUUCUUUCACUGUCUUAAGAUGUUCAGGAACAUUUUCACAUUUUGGAACAGUUGCUCCCACCUGUUCAGAAAGGAAUGUUGAAUAAUACUGUCAGCAGAUCAACUAUGUUAAUACUUGAGAUGUUCUGAAGACUUGAUACACAGUCCUUCCAGUGGCACAUAAGACAACUGACGACAGCAGCAGCACAGUUGGGCAUGAAGGUUUUAUGCCUAUGUCUGUUCAGAAAUGCCCUUUCAGUUAUGUACUCCCAUAAACUGAAUCAGCAUAUAAAUCUGCACGCUAUGCAAUAGAUGUAUAUGUAGCGGAGGCGCUGGGAUCCAACUCAGGAUAAUGGUGAGUCGAAUUCAGUCACGUCAGAUGUUGGACUUGGGAAAGCGCCUAUUAAGGACGGCAGUGCCAGCUGGGGAAGGUCUUGCAUCUGGCUAUGUGCUCCUGUCACCAAAGCCACUCCUAAGGCUGCACCAGGGCAGCAGUUUGCAGGGUGAUUGAAUGAACCACAUAUAGCACUGGGGAGAAAUGGAAAUCUUUUUUAAGGUCACCAGUAAUAUCACAGAGACAACACCCAGGCUGUGUGAAGACUCAUGAUUUCUGAUGAUGAUAAUAUCCCAAUGGUGGUCGGAAACAUCUAUUUGGUGUGGAUGAUGAUAACUUAUGUUCUAAUGAGUCUAGUCACUCUCAGUGCUUGUCAUUGCCCAUUUGGGGUGGAAUUCUGCUCUGUAUUGCACUAGAAAUCUUUAAAAUUCUGUCUGAAUAUUUCGGUCUGUUUUCUAUCUAUUUUCUUCACUAUUCACUUAAGAAAAAAAAGUCAUCAUUAGAAAGAACCUUUUUUUUUUUGGCAUUUCUUGCUCGCAUGCAAUUUCUUUUUCGCAUGCAUUUCUUGUUUGCACACAAUAGAUGGAGAACUUCAUGGAUAACUGCUUGCUGAAUAUUUCUAACAAUUUACUGUCUCAACACUUGCACAGUAGUGAAAAAUAUUAACUGUGAAGCUCCUCACCCUGUCCUUUUCUCUAUUAUUCCUCAACCUGAUUAUUUGUGCUGUCCUCUCAGAAUAUUAAUGUUACUGCAAUGAAUAUGGUGAAAGUAAGUCACAGUUCAUGAAAUCUAUUCACAGGAUUUGUUCCCAUUUCCUCACAGGUUGUUCUGAAUUAUAAUGACAGUGAAUGACAUUCCAGAUUAAUGAUGUUGAGGGAGGUUUGGGCACUUUUGAAGACAAGGGAAGUUGUCCCUCUGACCUUUAAUCGUUAGGAGUUCACUCAAAGAAUUAAAAUGAAACAUAAAAUAGAUAUUAAGGCUUGGAUAAUGACUUAUGGGAUUACUUCUAUUGAAGUCUUAUGUGCCUAGAAAAUUCCUCGGCGCUAAUAGCUUGGGGGAACAAUGUGCUUGGCACCAGUGGUAUUUUUCACUGCACUGUCUUGCUUUGUGCUCUAGAAUCUGCUCUAGUAUGUCCUUUCAUUUACUAAGAGAAUACAUACUCCAUAGACGUGCUCUUCAUAGGUAUGCACAUCCAUAUUAGCAAGAUGCUUUAAUUUUUCAGCUUUCAGUAAGCCACUAAAAGUGUUUGUCUAUCAUGUGAGUUGAAUUGUAGGAAGUAGGAGUUGCUGAUGUGCUAUUUUAAAAAUGUUUAAAGUUUUACAAAGAUGAUGUAAGAGAUACUGCUGGAGAUUAGAAGAAAUUCUUUCUGAAGUUACCUUGAGGCAGUAAUUGACGGUAAGCUUGCUUCAGUAGCUUUCUGUUUGUGUUAGAGUUCAAUAAGGUAUUGUGUCAUUUCUUCAGCAGGUGUUGCAAGCAACUAAAUAGUUUGUUUUAAUAUUUUGUGUGGUUAAGCAAAUACAUUUUGAACAACUAGAUUCCGAUUGGAAUAUCAAACAGACAUCCUAUUUCCAGUACUUCCAACUGUUAAAAAUAUGUAUAACCUGAAUUCUUAAGAUACCAAUUUUAUUAUACAUGAAGCUUCUUGAUUUAAGGUAAGCUUGGAAGAUUUGAUGUUGAGCUGUUAAUUUCAGAAAGGUGUGAUUUACUUCUGCUAAUAAUGAAUACAAAAUGGCAUUUGGUUAUUUGUUUAUUAAAGAUGCGCACGUCAUUGCUGUGGUACUUCAACUCAUCCCAAGUCAUAACUUAGCCUGCAGUGAUUAAAAUGAACCUUCAAGUGGCAUCAUGUUUUGGCCAUUGUCUAGUCACACAAGGCGAUCACUGAAUUGUGUGACAAGCCACAGCUUACAUGAUGACAUCAGGCAAAAUUGCACCACGGUGUCAUAAUGUCACAGACUGAUGAACCACAAUAUAGUCACUUUGCUGUGUUGACCCUACAUUUCAUGCUUGAAAUGUAGUCACUGUUAGCUUCAGGUUGUUUUUUUUUUUAAAUGACAUGUCAAAAAGAGUGUUCAUGUAGUGUACUAUGCUAUAAAGCAAUGUCCAGAUCAGUCUACCAAGUGAAAACCACCUCUACACAAUGCCCUAAAAAAGAAGGAUUUAAGAGAGAGUCGCUUCCAAGAUUAAAGUAUGUUCAACUUAUCCUGAAAUAAACAAAAAUGAGAUGAUGACUUACCACUUGGGAAGAGAGGGACAAGAGAUAAUCAUUUCCUUGACAAUUACCUGAGACUGUGCAGAUGAAAUGUCUUAAUCCUACACUGUCAUGUUGAGGUAAUUUGGGAGGUAGAAAUAGUGCUCAGUAUGUUAAUAUAAAGUACAAGGAAACUGUACUGACAACAUUAGCGAAUAAAUCAAGCAGACAUAGAAUUCAAGUUUCUCAGUCUGCUCUUUAAUUAUUUACAGUUUACACUCUCAAAACUGGAAAACACAUUGACUUCUCCACUUAUCUUUUUGAACGAAUUGUCAUACCUGGCAUGGUAUAAAAUGUAUAGAAAAGAAUAGAGCAACCUGGAAAAGUCAGUUACGCUUGUGAGUAGGAUGUCAACAACAACUGUGUAUACUAAGGUGUGAAAACCGUCCUGAGUCUGGCUUCUUGAAAUGUUGAAAUCACCAGGCCAUCAUUAGAAUUUUCUGCUUUUUGUCCACUGGGACAGAGGACAAACAUGACAAGCAUUACCUGUGAAGCAUCAAGUCUUCUGAUUUUUCUAUCUGCGUACAGAAGUGAACUGCAUGAGGCUGCAGUGAUCUCUUAGUCAUUUUUUUUAGUUAGUUUUUUGUUUGUUUGUUUGUUUUGCAACAGAAAAAGGUGAACACACCGCAAGACUAGUUGCAUUGAUAAAUUGAUUUCAGUGUGAGGAGGAAAAAAAGUUAUUUAGACAGCUUUUUUUUUUUCUUUUUAAAUCAAUCCCCUUUGAAACUCUCAUGUUUACACUAACUAGAUCUCUUCUUCGGUCAGGAUUACUACUUCUGCCACGGGACUUGGUUUCCCAAUGGUAUGAAGAAAUGAAGAGAAUCAAUAGCAGCUGAAAUUUUGAUUCUGGGUGAUGUUGUAAAUGGGGAAGCUGGAGCAUUCCUGAAAGGCAAAACCUGAAAUGGGGAAUGAAAACAAUCUCUUCUAAUGGCAAAUAUAGCGAGUGGGAUGGAGAAAGGAAAUAAAUACUCAACCUGUUCCUGGAAUUGUUUUCAGAUUUUCAUCGUUUUGCGCUUAAUCUUAACUGACGAAGUGGUAUGUACUACUGGUGUCUAAGUGCUAUUCUCAGCUUACUAUCUGAAUUAUGCUUUCAGAGCCUGUGAUCAAAAAUCAAACUGCAAUUUGAGCUCUUUUUUCAAGUAUAUUACUGAACCAGGAAAAAAAAAAGCCCCACAAAUACUUAUAUUCAUUAACACCCAGUAGUUUAUCUUCUGUCCCAUCUCCAAGAACCAUUGGGGAUUGCGGGGUUUCUUUUGAUUCAUUCAAUCUUCAGAAAUUUAAUAAACUUUAAUUUAAAAAUUUCAAAAUGAAAAUAUUUUUCCAGACAAGAAGUGUGAAACUGACAAAUGAAUGUGCUUUGCUUAUUUCUUACUUUCCUUUUUUUCUCCUUUUUUUUUUUUUUUUUGGAAGAUUUGCCCAUCAGGGUCUGUGGUGACAAGACAAGGGGAAAUGGUUUCAGACUUAACGAGGGUAGAUUUUGGCUGGAUAUGAGGAAGAAGUCGUUUACGGUGAGGGUGGUGAGGCUAUGGAACAGAUUGCCUGGAGAGUGGUGGAUGCCCCAUCCCUGGAGACACCCCAAGGUCAGGCUGGAUCAGGCUCUGAGCUCCUGAUGGAGAUGUAGGUGUUCCUGUUCAUUGCAGGGGAGCUGGACCAGAUGACCUUUAAAGGUCCUUCCCAACUCUAAGGAUUCUGUGAUUCUAUUUGCAGAUACUUUUGAUCCGAUACUUUUGAUACUUUUGGACCUGAAUCUGAUUUUUUUUUGUGUGUUUGAAACACUUGGUCUAGGCAUUAUAGGCAUUAGGGGCAUUGCUGCUAGUACAGCUGAGGCAGGUGGAUUGCUGUGCUGAUGUUGUAUAUGUUACAUCGGCAUCCUCCCAGGGAACAGUGAAAGGCAGCACUUUGCACUCUGACACAUGGAGUUAGGUGACAUGAGCGCUGUGUUCAGAGCUGUGCUUCUGGUGUAGACUGCAUUCAGAGAGAUUACAGAUAUAAAAAAACAGGGCUGCUGGCAGUCUCCUGCAGGAAUCUGAUACACGCUGAACUCCCAUACACACGGAGCAGUGCUCUUGGAGUAGCCGCUGUUGUAACAGGCUGACAGCUGUCUCUGCAUGAGAGUUAAUGCACAAUACUUGUUACUCUUGUCGUCGUGCUUUAUUAAUGGGGUGAUUGAAGUCAGGGGGUCCUUGAUGAGGCAGUACCUGCAGAAAGGUAGCAAAUGUCAAGGUUUUUUAGCAAGCUUUUAGCAACGGAAGUGUUAAUUUCACUUGAGUGUUUUGCAGAGCUGUCUAGGUGCAUUAUGGCUAAUUUGCAGCUAUCUCUUCUCUUGUGCUUAUUUUAAAGCUCUUAAGAGACUGGGCUUUAUAUCAGUAUUUGCAAUUGACAGCUUGUGAAGUUGAAGAGGAGUAUGAGUUGCUGUUUAGGUUAAAUAGGAAGCAUUAUUUAUAAAUAGGAAGGAAGAAAACUGACAGCUAACACAGCACGAAGAAGCCCGAGAAAGGUAAUUUUAAUACAGUAUCGUUAGACUAACCCAUUCCAACAGAAUAAAAUAUUGCAGGAAAAGCUUGUCAGGAGGUGCUGCUUUUCCUGUAGAAGCAGCAGGCUUUGAAAUUCCACAGCUGGAGAUACAGUGCUCCCUCUUAGAAUCUGAACUAUUAAAAUGCAACCCAGGGUAGGACUUACAUCCCUUGGUUUAGGCUGCCUUGUGCCAACAUGUAGUUAUAAGCCAGAGGCGUGCUUUUGCCCUGUGUCAAAGUGAGUGGAGCCUCUUUGCUCACAACCAAUCAGUGCUCAAAAGAGAAAUAACUCUAAUUGGGAAAAUGGACAACAGGAAUGGAUUUUUCCUUCUGCCCACAUAACAAAAUACUUAUUGUCAGAUCUCAAAGUGAUAGCUGCAUUAGGAAUGUCUGUACGGAGAGCUAAAAUAAAGGUAUUGAUCUGCGGCUCAUAACAAACCCUCUUAACCAUGCAACAUCUAUUCAAUUAACAGAGAGUAUAGUAUUUUAAGCUCACCAAAAUUUGAAUUAGAUCAGACAUUCAGUACACAUCUUUUUAAUUGGUUUUCUUGAUUUAUGAUCUAGGUAUAGAAUCUUGAGUUCCAUUUCAUCGUUUAAUAAUGAGAGCUGUCCUAAAACACUGCCAUUAAAUUAACUUCUAGGCCCUUACUAAAACUUGUCUGAUAUAGGCAUUGCUUUAUAACGGUGUGAGACAUUGAUUAAAUGUUAUUACAGCAAAAAGUUUCGUUAGCUGUAAUUGCAAGCUUUUCUUCUUGUAUUGGAUAGUCCUAUGCUGCUGUUAACUUACUUCAGUGUUAAAGGCCUGUACAGUUUUUUAGCGAAGAGUCUUCAGUAGUUUUGUGAUGAUAUUGAGAUUUCAUAAACAACUUCAUUGAUUGAUCCUCCCUGUUUGACAUCUGCAGUUUCCUGCUAUCCAGCCUUGAUACCAGGCUGGCAGCAAACCGGGGAUAGUUUGAGUAUAGUCACUACUAACAGUAUUUAUGCUUGUUGCUUCUUUGCUACAUUUGCACCCUUAAUCUUUAUGCAUACAUGCCACAAUUAUGAAUUUUGAUUCCAAAAGAUGCCAGUUUAUUUAUUUAUUUUUACAGCACCUUCUGUUGCAUUCUUUUGUGGUUAUUAAUGAGAAGUCCAAAUCAAACUUCUUAAUUGCUGGGGUGCUGAGCAUUGAACUGUAAAACAGAUUGAAUAACUUCUGCUGGAAGAAAGAGCUCGUAAGGGAAAUAAAGAUACUGGGGCUCUCAUGUGGCACCAACACGCUGUGAAGCAGAAUGUCCCCUCCAACCAGCUGAUCGGUGCCAGUACACAAGGGAGUGUAAUACUGCAGAUGAUUCAAGGCUCAGUUACCCUUAUAUCUAUUACUUGAUGUCCUCACGUGUGCUGUAGAUUUAAGCAAACUACUCUUCAACAAUGUACGUAAUAUUGGUGGUAUUUAACUAAAAGGUUUGCAUCAAAGAAAAGUGAGGUAUUUUCUGGAUCAUCUUAGGUCUGGCUGGCAAGCUGGUCACCCUGAUCCAGGAAGAACCAUACAUAACGAACAAUGUCUUCAGCUAAAAAAUAAGGGGAAAAAAUGGCAUACUUUUGGACAAGAAGGCGAUGUCAGAGUGUUAUUUAACAGGGAAGCAGAAUGAAAAUGUGGUCUGAGAGAAGACAGAAAGUAGCCAAGCUGAAAUGGUUACAAGGAAGGAAAACUUGAACACUGUAGAUUGAAGCUAUAAAAUGACAAAAAAAUAAAAAAUAGCAGUCUGGGAAGGAAAGGAACAGAUGUCCCAUUUGCUGUUCAAUAAGUUCACUUCCUUGGCUUCUAAUCACUACUUUUCAUAUUCUCAAGCACUAACUCACUGCAUGUACCAUCAAAAUAAUCAACUCCUAGCAUAUACUGUGUGUUUUAGAUAACCCACCUGUAGAUGCACACUAUGGUGUGGAAAAAAAAAUAUAUAUUAAUAAAAUGUGUGAGUACCAUUGUUUACAUCAGUUUUAAAUUUCUAUGAAUACAGAAUAUAUGUUUGCUGAUGUGGAAUUGACCUCUAGCAAAAGCAUGGAAUGAUAUGAACCCAGUGAUGUUUUUGGUUUUUUUAAUAUAGCAUCAAAUACUUGGAUUUCAAUUCUUUUUCAACAUUGGAAAAAACAUUUUAAUGAAAGAGUUUCCAUUGCCUGAACUCGCUUCAUUUUUGCUUCUUGAAUAGCUUUAAAGAAGUAACGUUUGCGUAAGCCAUUGUUAGUGAUGAGGUAGGAAUUAAGGAAUUUGAAGUAAAUGUGCAUCAUUUCUGGUUUGCAGUAUAAAAUUACACGUGAAUAAAAGACUAUAUUUGCAGGAACUAUUUGUAUCUAGCCAUAAGAAUCUCUGCAACUUUGUGCUUCACUGUAUGGUGUGGGAGAGAAAGCUUUGCAUCCUGAAAGCAGUUCAGGUAACACUGGAUGAAAUAGAUGUCCAGAUCAGUAGAGACAACAAAUAUAAUGAAAUGCAACGGAUUAUACCAAUACAACAUAAAGAUGAUGUAUACCUGAACAAGGCAAGUUCUAGAAUCUCUCUGUAUUUUCUGGGUCUCCAACUCAGGGUAGUUUCAGUAGGCAGCACAGUCUUUAUGCUCAAACUGCAAGCUACUGUUGGGACCUCUUCCUAAACAGUUCUUUGCUCAAGGCAAAUGAGCUGCUGUGCUGUGUUGUUGUAUGUUGCAAAUGUCUCUUUUUUUUCCUCUAGUCCCAAAUAACAUUCCCUUUCUAAAAUUAAUUAAGCCCAGUGAUUUAGCUUCACUUACGUUAUUAACAUAUUUGCUCAAGCAGUACAUUUUGUGACUUGCUUCGCUUAGGCACAUCUCACAGCCCACUGGCUGUUGUUGAAGAGGUCUUUCCAACUGAUGCUAACUGAAGCUGUCUGAGCAAUGUAUCAAGUGUGUUAUGAGACAGAAGAUGUUCCUAUAAGAGAUGGGAUCAUUACAACAGUUAUAAAACUGUUACAUUUCAAAAAUGCUGUCACCACCUGAAACCAUAAUUGGAUAGCCAAAGACUUGACUGUUUUGUGCAGUAGUGUCUAAACUUGAUUAACUGCGUUGCUCUUAGGUAAUCCAAAAACAUCUAGAAUCUCUUUUCCUUGUGGUUAAUGUGGUGGGGAAGGAGUUUAGAACUGGUUAGCAAAUCUAGCGUGUAUUAAAUUCAUUGAUGUCAUGAUUUUCACCUUUACAAAUAUCAAAGGAUGACUUUAACUCUUCAACUUUGCUUCUUCUGAAAGUUUAAGAUGUCUGAAUCUCUGCUGGUUAUUGUAAACUGGCUAGUCAAACAGUUGCCUUUGAACACUUGUGGACUGCUCAUCUAUUUUUAUGGGUUUUGUGCUAUAGCUGGAACUCUGCUUCUGAUCUUUUCAGAACUAGUCCAAAGAGAAAGUUUUUGCUUGGUUUGCUCAUUAGUCGCAGUAUUUUGGUGAGAUCCAAACUAACUCAACAGAAACGAGGUUUUUUAGCGUGUGUUUUAUGUCAUGAGAACAGUUGAGAAGCCAUAUUUAAAUUGUGAUGCAGAAGGCUAUUUUCAGUUUUGGAGACAACUAGUCAGUUUUAUCUAGCUUGUUUAUACAAAAAACCAUCAUCCCCUCGUCUUGUGAUAAAUGUAGGUUUAACAGGAGUGCCUUAAGCCGUGGCAAGGUGCCUGUUCUGCAGAGGGUUGGAGGCAGAUGACCUUUAAGGUCCCCUUUAACCUAAGACAUUGUGUGAUUCCCCUGCUGACUUGGUGCAUUGAGAAGAAGUUAUGUCUUUGAUCAGAGCUCUUUUCCGGUAUGACAAUUGCAGGUUAGAAUUCAGUUUGUCUGAUACGGUAGUGCCAAUGCUCUUAGCCAUAUCUGCACACUGUCAUGGAUUUUGCAGCAGUAAUUAUGAUUUUUAAAAAUAGACCAUACCUUUUUAGUUGCUCGCUAACGUAGCUCUCUUUAAAUUUUAAGCAUCACCUUAAUCUUCAGCAAGAGAUUUGUGACCAGUUUUCAAGGUUGCUUCUGUGUUUCUGGCCGUGUGCAGCCUGGUGAUCCUUGAAAGCCCUCCAGUUCAGACUUACUCUUCUUAAAGUGACCUGGGAGCUUCAGUCUGAGAUGUUGCAUAUCGUUUCACAUUUGAUCUGUUUUCUCUAGAGCCCAGUGAAUUAGAGGACGUUAGUUCUGUCACUCAGGGGCACAGCUGAAAAUGCUACCAACUGCUGCUGGGAUUGUAGAACAGGGCUGCUGAAGUUUUGACAUUUACAAGCUCAAAAUGAUCUACACUUUUAACAGAAGUUUUUAACAGUGUAAAAAGCGUUUGGCAGCGGUAUACAAUCUAACCUCUGCCCCUUAACGUUAUUACCUUCCAGGAGCUGCCAGUCCUAAAUGAUUAUACAAUAAAUCAUAACACGCUGAGACAACGGUGAUCAUCGGGGCCAUAUGAGAAGUCCAACUCCUUGCCUGUUCUUGUAUUCCCUGGAAAUAGUUUGCUCUUUUAGAAUGGUUUGCCAUCAAGGGCAGUUGGAUGAGAGGUCUUGUGUUAUUCCUAGCAAAGUAUUUUUUUUCUUUUUUUUUACCCCUUGUUCAAGAUGAUUUGGUUUUGUUUCUUUUCUUGCUGCUGUUGGAGUUUGGUUUUGGGUUGGACUGUGGGUGUUCAUAUUUCCAUAUUAUUGGGAGGAGUGUAACCUUGAAUUACCUUAUCUGAAGUAGAUAGCACAGUUAUGGAUGGCUUGUACUAAAAGACACAAAAUAUUAUAAAUUCAGAAACAUACUUCACACUUACAUGAAUCAAUUAUCCAUACUAAUAAAGUUGUACGUCUGAUAACUUUCCUGUAAUACGAGCACUUGGUUACUGCCUCCAGGAGAAAUAUACUGGAGUUUCUGCUUAUGUAUGAUUUUGUGGAUGGGCAGUCAAAAAUACAGUACUGUGUGACAGUGAACGUUCCUUUAGGCCCUAGGAUGUUAGGCUGCUUGUAGUUGUUCAUAGGAAGGUAUUUAUCUGUAUCAGAUGUAAAAAUUAUAGAUAAUCUUUGCUGGUUUUGUUGAAGGUAUCCAAAAUAUGGCUUUAUUUCUCCACGUGUUGAAUCUUGCACAUUCUUAAGGAAGUGCCUGUAUUACAGGUGCUGUCUCUGAAGCUGUAUGUGGGUAGUGAAGUAUGUGGGUAGGUGGCAGGUGAAAAAAACGUGCAUUCAAAUAAUUUUACAAGGCCCUUUUUCUGCACCGGUGUUGCUAAGUUUGUAUGUUGAAGUACUCUUCAUUGAAGCACUGAAUGUUUAAUAUCAAAUAAACUACCAAACUUCCACCUGUGGGAGGUGAUAUAAUCCCAGCUGCUAAAAUAGUUUACCAUUUCUUAAAACAGAGUUUUGGCUGCCAGAAACCUGUUUGAAAAAGGUUUUUUAAUACUGAUUUACAUUAUGCUAAUGCGCAGAGUCUCCGGUCUUUGGAAUAGGAAUAUUGUUUGGUUUUCCUACUUUUCUUCUAUAGUUAGAUCUUAAGGCUAAUGAAAGCCUUAAUGUUAAAGGCGAGAUUUUAAAUUCUACUACUGUAGUGUAUUUUUAUGGAGCGUAAAGUGAAGAGCAAUGCAUGUGCUACUAACACCAUAGCACUGGCUCUGGGAGGCAUCCUGCACUGCAGUCCUGGAUGGCAGCUAAAAACACACUGCUGGGCUGGGUGAGGGAAAAAGCUCUUCUCUUCAUUCUGCUCAAAAAUAACAGUUCAGUGCAUGGGAAAGAUGUGAAGAUGGCAAUGAUAAUGUUAAGACAACAGUGACAACUGACAAGGUCUUUGAUGAGCAGGCAAUUGUUAAAAUAAUGUUCUUUCAACAGAAAGUCGGUAUUUCAUGAAAGGUAAUUCCUUAGUGGGUAAAAUCAUGCUUAGUGCAUUUGUUGGUAUGCCCACAGAUCUGGCUCAAUUGCUUUGCGUCCCUUUGAAGUGCAAUGGAAUAACUUUCCCCCUGCCCCUUCCAACCUCCUAAUACCAUCUCCCCACCCCCCAAAAAAGAAAAACAGGCAGAAGAAAAUUAGAACAAUUAUUUGACUUCUUUUGCACGAUGAUGCACCUUCAGUAGACCUACAGAGACUGUGUGGUUUGGUCUGUUGUCUAUAGUGGUACUGUAAAGGAUUCUAAGCUGAACAUGGGAUAAUCAGAAUUUCUCUAAACAGAGAGGCUUCAACUGUUUUACAUCAUGAUGAGUGAUUAAUUCCUACACUGCUCUGUAGUUUAGCAAGGGUGGGACCAAGGCUUGAAAAUUGCCCUGGAUUCUGCACCUUAUUUUUAGACAGAUUUCCUGCCUACCAGUCAUCUGGUCAUCUUAACUCUUUUUCAUUUGACCAAAGCUAAAACUGAGUUAUAUGAUAGAAGUAUUCCAUUUUGUAUACAGAAAACGUAAUGGAGAUGGAGAUGUUUUAAAAUACAUUGUUUUACUUGCAGUGCACAGCUUUUCUAAUAUAAACCACCCAAGGGGUGCUGAAAGACUUACUAGUACAUAUUUCUGUAAGAUCACUAUUUCACCGAGGAGAGCAAAGAUCAUUUUUCGAGCAAAUAUCAGCAAAAUAUCUAGCAAAUAUCAGCAGAACUUUCAUUUGAUUGAUGCAAUAUUUGAAUCUUGUGUAUUUUUUCCCAUCUGAUAUUAGAUAGCAAAACGGGGCUUAUAGGUUAGAACAGUACCAGCUGUUUUGCGUUAGCAAAGCCGACUAAGGAAAAAAAGAAUAACAUGUUGAUAUAUAUAUAUAUGUGUAUAUAUUUGUUGUUGUUGUUGUUACAAUAGCCUGGUUAAAAUGAACUUUCUGAAAAAUAUAAAAACAUAUGAAUGAUGUCCAGGUGGCAGAAAAAACUGUGUAAAAUACUUCAUAAAACUUCGUAGAUUUUAAAAACACAUUCAAACUAAAGCAUGCCAGAAAACUGUGCUUAUAGAAAACAUACAUAUCACGCUACAUUUGAAGAAAGAAAUAUUUCAGUAGGACAAAAAAAUGUAUAUCGGAAAUGCUACCUAUCUGCAAAACGGUGGGUUAAAUGAAAGAAAUGUAACGCCGAUGGUAUUUUAUCCAUUUGGCCCCACUUUUCCUGCUGCAAUUGAUUUGGUUUGGGUACUUAGUACCCAGUUCGGCUAUCCAUGGAGCUCAAGUAGAAAUGUCGGAGGAGUAGCUGGCUAUCCAGCGGGCUUUCACGUGAUGGAUGUUGCCAAGGAAACCACUCCCUUGGUAGCCAUGCAGCGAGCACGUCCGCCUCUUCAAGCUUGCACAGAAGUGUCAGUCUAUCAGUUGGAGGAAGGAAAGCAAAACAGCUGUAGAGAAAACUUAGUAGGAAGAACUCGUUUAAAUGGCUGGGUGCCAUAGAUGUAGAAGUUAGGAGGUUCUUCUUGAGGGUCCCCGCAAAGGGACAACGGUAUGUGUUGGGAAGGGCUCUCUCAGCAGCACGCUAAUGGCUUUGGAUGGAGUUACUCUGAUGUUCUCCUCCAUGGACACAGAUUUCAAUCACACGUACGUGAUUCAGGCUCCAAAGCAAAGUGGAAAUCACAAGGCUGUGGCUGUUUCAAGAGCUACCCAAACACUUACUCUUUUGAAGGGCAAUAACCCCACACUCAGUACAAGCAGACUUCCAAAGUGCAGGUGUCCCUUAAAAUGCGUUUUAGCGGAUGAUACGACCUUAUCCAUAAAGUUUGGGAAAGGGUUUUUUUUCCAUCACAAUGCACAUUAGAACCAAUGUGUUGCCAGUGAUCUCUUGAGGUCCCUUCCAGCCCCUGCAAUUCUGUUUGUGUGAGAACUCUCAGAAAGAAACUGAAAGUGCUACGUUUGGGGCUACCAGACAUAUUUGAACUUGCUUCUGAUCUAGCAGUUGUGCCACUGGUUUCAAAUGCCCAUCGGGUGUCCUUCACGAGGGGUGAAAUGUCACAAGAGUUAGCAUUAUUUAAACCUAAGGAGUUUUGAAGCUGAGAUCGGUUACUUGGUUAAGUACUUUAGUAGCAGUUUCCAUUAAGCAUAUAAACAGAGAUGAAUUUAUCACUCGUGAGCACAUUUCAUCCUCUCUGAAAGCAUCUGCCUAGCAGCUGGUCUGAGGCCAAGUUCUUAGUUCUCCAGUAUCAAAGGAGCUGUUAAUAUUUCAUAUUUUGUACAGUUGACUCAAAUGAUUCAUAUCUUAUGUUUUUUGUCUUGUAUGGAUCACUAGAUGCCUGCUUGUUGCAAAUUACCUAGAGAGCAGGUCAGAAGCAGUAAUAGAGCUCUCGUGUCAGACUCAAAGCUUUAUUUUUGACCUGAUUAUCUCACCAAACUCCUCACUGGAAGGCUUCCUGUGCCCAUGUAUCAAACCUUCUUGCUCUAGAAAUCCUCACAAAAGGCAAAAAAAAAAAAAAAGAGAUCCACUAAGCACUUCACUGCCAAGGUCCUAUGAGAGGUGGUGAUUUAGGAUUACGAGGGUUCUUGGGAUAGUAAUUAGGAGACCAAAAUGGUUUUCCAUAAGUUGUUUCUCUUUCUUCACGUGCUUUCAUUUAUUCACUUGCACAUAAUGCAUGUAGAAGAUAGGAAAAUGAUUCAUGUGUCUGUGCUGUACUGGAGUUACUUAAGGUAAGUAAUUGAAGAAUAUUAACUUCCUUAUUUUGGUUUAAUUCUAGUUUUGAUAGCUAAGCUGCACUCUUAAAAAUCCCUUGGCAAUUCCAAAUGAUUCAUCUGUCUCUUCCUUCUCAGUACCUUCCUACUUGUCAUUGUUAUGUAUAGGAAACUGUAGCUCAUUCUCCCAUGAGGGGCUGAAAAUGAUUCCUGUAAGCCAUGUACUUAGCAAAUCCAUCUGUAAAAUGCAUUUGAAGAGCUCAUGAAUAUGUUGAGGGUACCCUACAAAUGGAAGGUUAUUCAUUUAGUGAGAGUUUAGUUACACAUUUUCUUUAGAUGUCCUUCCUUGGAAAUUAACCAGUACAGUAUGAAAGGAAAAAAGUCUGAAUUGGUGUCUGUUACUUUGAUAUAUUCAUAGAAAUACUGAUAAUUGUGUGGAUUAGCAUGAUAUUCUCACGGUAUGCCAUUUCUUGAAUGAUGCUAAUAUUCUCAUGAAUGAUGUUCAGUGCACAUAGGAGGACCCCAACAGUUGUAUAUAUACAGUAUGUAUAUAUACAGUUGUAUAUAACAGUUGUACAGUUGUAUAUAUAACAGUUGUAUAUAACAGUUGUAUAGUUGUUUUAUUUUUCUGUCUAUAUAUGAAUAUUACAUUUUACAUUGCGUUGUAGCCUUACUGUUUUUUAAAUACUUGUACACUGUAGUGCAUAUAUUGAAUAUAUAUUUUUUGAAAUAUAAUUUGAGUAUGAUAAAUUAUAAAUUCAAGAAAUAACAAUGUUUAUAGCCUACUCAGAUUUCCAAAAUUUGUUUCGUAUUAGUUGAAUACAAAUUAAAUUUUGAAAUGAUGGUAAUUUACUGAUAUACCUAUUUACACAGACAAAUGUUAAAACGGACUAAGAAAUUGCCUUUCAGAUUUUGAGUCUCUAUUUUCUUUAAAAAGGAAAGGAAAAAGGAAAGGCAAGGCCAGUGCAAAUAAAAUGUACUUUUUUUUUCUUGUCCUCAUUAUUUUUCCAUUUUCCUUUCUAUUCCUAUUAUGAGCUCUGCUUCUUGGAUCUAUUUUCUGUUGCACAUAGGCAUUCCCUAUGAAUGUGAAGUGUUAAUCAGUGUCAUGCUUUUCACUUGUAAAUAAAAUUGCCCCUUCAAUCAAAUUGUCCCUUCAGCAUACUGUUCGUUAGACAAUGUGCAAUUAAUUCAGCAAGAGUUGAUCUAAAACUUGCCCACCUUGACAUUCAGUUCGUUUUGUUCUCAUCAAUUAAUGUGUUGGUUGAUAAACUACUCCUGCAAGCCACUGCUGGUUUAUAGCAAGCCUAAAUGUGAAGAAACCUGCCCAGAAGAUACUCAGGGAAAAGGGAGCUUCCUUUGCAGGACUGGUAUUUUAUCUCUUCCUUCACUUUAUUAGGCACCUCUGUACCACCAGUAACCAUUGCAGAGCUCAGAAUGCUCAACGGCCUUAACAGAUCCAGGACUUAACUUGCUUCAUGCCUACAUAAGAGUCGCUGUGUUGAAAUAAAAUAUACUCAGCUCUCCAGUUUCUGUGUUACAAACAGCUUCAGCUCACCUUGAAUUAGUCAUGCUGAAAUCAUCCACAGGGUUACUUGCCUAUACAAUGUGCAGAAAUUAGCCUGAAUUGUUAAGUAGGCAUUUACUAAUUCAGUUUCAUAUUAGUAGUAGAUGUAAUUCACUCCUAAGGGUUGGUGAUGCUUCUUGUGUUAUUUAAGAAAACUCAUUGUCUGCAGUUGUCUGUAUAGUUAUUCAGCAGCAGCUAAGAUGUGCCUGUAUAGCUCAGCAUGUAUCCCAUUUUUGUUCUAAAUGAAAACUAUUUGAGUGUAGUAUCUCUAGGCCAUAUUAUUUCCAACACUGCUUUUUAAUACCUAGGUAAAUGCAGAUGACAACCUGUCCAAAUGUCCAGGAGAUGUGUUAGACUGCUCUUUUGUAUCAAUUAAUAGACUUGUAGAAUCACGGAACCGUUAAUGUUGGAAAGAAUCAUCCAGUCCAACCAUCUAUCUGCCAUCACUACUUGCUUCAUUGAGCUGAUGAUUGUGUUGGCUAAUUUGAAAAGAGAUUUUAUUCAGAACACAGUCGGUUUCUUUCCUUAGGGGAAAAGGAAUAUUUCCUCUUAUUUACCCUUCAGAAAAGUUUCUGCACUGAAUGAGAACCACUCCUCAUUUUCCUCCUGCCAAAUGCAGGAAUUGAUGGAAGGAUUUGAAUCCAGAAGCAGAAGGAGAUCACAGAAUGCCACAGAAUGCCAUUGAGUUAAUGAAAAGAGAAGGUCUACUGUAAUCUUGUCUGUAGUAAGCCUGAGUGCUGAAGCAGUAGUCUUCUGUGCUGACAUUUGAAUGAUGACAGCAUUUUCUGAAAUAGGGAUCUUUCUACCUUCUUAGGACAGCUGUCAAAUUGUCAGAGCUCAAGGAUUCCUUUCCUUGUUUUAAAGAUAACUUCUAUAUCUGUUUGCAUAGCUCUAUACUUAGUGACUACUCCUUUAUCCUUUCUUUCUACAGUGAGUGUGCACUGCCGGUUGGAGAACACCAACAGGACUUAGUGAACAGCUGUGCUGAAGAGAAUAAAUAGGCCUCUAGAAGUGAUACCUGUUAGGGUUACAGAAAAAUCUGGGGAAGGAAAUUGGGAAAUUACUACACAGACAUAGACUUAGUUACUUACAGAUUAGCUUUGGUGAGUCAGAUGGGUUCUUUUGCUAACAUUCCACCCCACUUCACCCAAUGAGGUUCAAUGAAGAUAAUAAAUAAGAGCAUUUAGCCCAUGAUACUAAUCAGUCCAGUGAAUGUUGCUUGGUGUUUUGGAAUCUGAUCAUGCAGCUGGAACUCUGGGUUACACAGUAAGCAAAAAUGUGUUUCACUCCAUGUACCGAAUCCUCAGUAAAAAUGUAUUGCUGAAGUAUGUUAGUGUUCAGACCAAGAAGAACUUGAAUAGCUUGUAAAAGCCUUUUUUGGCCAAACAGGGAGUGAGUUAAUCAGAGCAAUGGGCAGUGGGCUGGGAUACUGGGAAGUACUGUCUCCUGUCCAAAUGUCUCUCAGUUGCUGUACAAAAAAGGAUUUAUUUUUUUAAAACUAAGAUGUUUCAAAAGGUCUCAAGCUGGAAAUCAAUCAGUAAUUGUACCUUAGCAGACUGACUGUGUCAGGAAACGGCUCAGGCAUGCUAUAAACAACAGUUGAUCUAUUGCUAUUUGCCAGUCAGUUGCAGGAUGAGCAGCACAUCUAAGAGUCGCAUGGACCAAACCCAUGAUGGACAGCUUUAAAAUUGAGUAAAAAGGACUUUGCAAUUGGCAAUGUAUUUUCUGCUCUAGGUUUUUGGUGUUUUUUUUGUUUUGGUUUUUUUUUUUUUCUUUCUUUCUUUCUUUUUCUGGAUGGUUGGGUUUGGCUUUUUGUUUGUUUGUAUUCCCUGUGUUCGUGGAAUUUUGAGAACUACUUAUUAUUUUAUCACAUUUUAUAUAUUAAUCUUCACUCAAAAUGUUGUAUGCAUGGUUUUAAUGGAUAUUAAGUGCCUCUAUUUAUUUACCACGCUUAAUAAUUUAGAUUUUGAUUGACAUACCUGAUUGAGCUUACAGAUGCUGUCAGGGAACAAAAUGUGAAAUUCUUCCUGAGAAGAGCAAGACAACUCAACUCAUCUCUAUUUAUAAACUAGUAUGCCCAACUCUGCGUGUGCUAAAAAAAAGACAGAUUACUGGUGGGAACGUCUUCAAACUAGUAAUCCGUAAUUAAAUCAGGAAAAGCCACUUUGUUGAAGUAUUGGGGGAAGGAAGGACUUUUUGUUAUAUAAGUCUUUGUGAAAAUACCCUGAAAAUGGCUCCUCUUGCUGAAUUUUCUACUCUUUGUAUGGCAUAAUGCUAACUUUCCAUUUUCUGUGUGGCAUUAUUAGGAAACAUUGCUUUUUUGAGAAGGGCGGUCAGGCGCUGCAACGGGCUGCCCAGGGAGGUGGUGGAGUCACCAUCUAAACAAAAAAGCCGACUUAUUUUCACAAAUUUUUCAACUGUGAAAUCUUAAUACUAAAUUUUGUAAUAUAAAAUCAUAUCGUCUUAGGACAGUUUUUACAUUAUUCGCUUCCAUUGAUCUCUUCCUCUCCUCUUAGAAGAAUGGUAUCUUGCUCUUACGAAGUUUUCAUGUCCUUUAUUAGCCUACAUUCAUUUAUUCACUCUUUACUUGCCUCUUCCUUUAGCUAAAUAUUCUUAAUCUGUCAGUGGAGCUCAAUUUUGUAUGUAGAAAGAUUUUGUGUUUUAUCACUUCCUGCUCUUUCUUUUUUAAUAGAGAAUGACCAGAAAUUAUGACAACAGCUAAACCAUGUGGAUCAGUUUGACCAGUGAUGUGGUGGCUUACCAGGGCUGUAGUACUUGGAGGUGCUCAGCCUUAUCUCAUUUCAAGCAAACACAUCAAACAAAGCACUCAGAGGACACACUUGUGAACAGUAAUGGAACAGCUUAGGAAAAGAAAACUGUUGGUUAGGCUUUCUAGAUAGGUUACCCAAAAAUUAUGCCUCCCAUUUUUUUUUUUCCAUGGAAACUACAACAGCUACAAAGAACUCUAUAACACUGUUUGAUAGAGCAAAUUCUCAACUAUAAAACAGAAGAAAUCAGCAUUAGCCUUGCAUUUUUCCCAGCAAUGAAAAAGAGACUGUAUGACUUCCUCAUAAGAAAACUGCAUGGCUGUUUGCAACUUGGCUUGUCAUUCACGUCACUGUUGCCAAUGCUGAAAUGCACCACCCAUCGCCUCACUGUGCUCACAUCCACUGUUUGCUCUCCUUAAGUGUUCAGCAAGUAUUGGUGAAUGACUGUGGGUGCCAUUUUUUCAACACAGAGGAGUUCUGUGACACACCUUUGCUUCAUACUCACUCCCGUGUCAGAUGCCAUUCUGUCAAGACUGCCCCUCUGCUGCCAUCUGUUGUGCGGCAACAAAAUGGAAUGGAAUACUGAUUGCAAGUUUCAAACUGCUGGCUACUACUGCCCUAGCACCAACAUCUGCCUCUGAUGUUGUGGGCCAACAUAACAUAAUGGGAGGCAUUACUUUCAGAGCAGCCCUCAUGUAUUUAGAUUGAAGUGGCUGCAGGGUGUGCAAGCUCUGUCUUACCAGCACUGAACUUGCUGGAGAGGUUCGGAAUACAACUUCUUGGCAGUUUUAAAAUGGAGAGACCCUAGUUUGAAUAGACCUGUUAGACUAUGACUGACCUUCUUAUUUGGCAGCUUUGGAAAUGUUCAGCAGCAAAACUUGAAGUCUCCAGACUCUUUAAUACUGUCCACAUUGAACUUAACCCUAAGUUAAGUUUCAGCUAUGAAAACUCUCCUUUCACUCUCUUAGAACAGCAUAUUAUUUUUUAAGUCAACCACUAAUGCAAAAUUUGUUUUUUCAGAAAAUGUUAGUGAAUAGGCAGAGGGAGGAGUGGGUGCCUUGCUGAUAUUACAAAUAAAGUCUAAACAGUGGGUGAUGAUCCCUCUAAUAUGCCUGUAAAAGUGAUGCACAAUAUUGUUUUUGUCUUUACCUCAAAUUUCUGUUGAAGUUUUGCUAACACUUUCCUCUUGUCUAGUUUAUUCCAUGAUUGAAACAGUUCUUUCAGACAGUAAUACUGCAUGCAGACACUCUUCUAAGAAUUUGUGCAAGUCUAGACUUAACUUGAGACAGUAUGAGCUGAUUGUUCAAAUGGAGCUUGUCCAAAUACUUCAUUGCAUUGAUGAGACACUGGAUGGUUCAGUUAGCCAUGAUUUAGCCAAUUCAUGACAUCCAGCUUUGCAAUUCAUCAGUAUUAAAUAUAAAUCUUCAAAGGUCAAUCUGAUGACAUUGAAUAUCUUUUUUCUCUGGUUGCAAAUACACAAGUGACUCAAAUAUGUAUGCAUGCCUAGUAGGCCCCAGGGACAUUGACACAGUUUUAGAAGGAUCUUUUGAUAAGGAUUCUUCAGGGAUGCAGUUGGUUGUCAGUGGUUGUGAUAAAAGAUUCUUAAAGGCUGCAAAAAGUAUGUUCAAGAAUGUAUUCAUUGUUUAAAUUCUUUUAGCCAUCUUAAAUCUUAGUUUUGAUUUUUCUGAUUAAGAAAAAAUAAAUCACUUUUUAAGGGCUUUAGUUGGGAUCUUAUCUCUGUUGUGCCCACAUAAAUCAAGGAUAGUACCAGUGAGACUGUGAUAGAUUUUUACUGAUGUAAACAAAGAUUUGGAUUAAUCUGGCCAUCAGUCUAUAAGAGGAAAAUGCCAUGGGUUAUGUUUCAAAGGUUUAUAUCAAGGCUGCUCAGCAUUUAAUAGUAGAGAAAUAAUUUUGGAAGAUGACAUUAAGCGAGUACUGCUGAAGUAUGGUUGGAAUAGGGCAGAGACUGCAUCAUCCAGAGAAACACAGUAAAUACCAGGGAUUGCUCUUCUCCCUCAGGUUUAUAUGAAGAAGUCACCACAGGAACUCACCCACCUAAUUGCCCAUUGAACAUUACAUGUCUCAGAGUAAAGGUUAUUCGCCUCGUGGUUCUAGCUGAAUUCCAUUUUGCAUAAUUGUCUUCUGCGCUUCCUUGAUAGGUAGACAAAGGAGUCCUAAACCAGUAGGUGGAAGCUAUUGUGCAACACUGCUGGAAUGAGGUAGUGAUUUCAAAGUGACAGACAGGGAAUCCUCCUGGUUUGUCCAGCGUGAGGCAUUGCACAUUGUGCAAAGGUGUCCCUCAGAACUAAGCCGCUGCAAACUGUAAGUGGCCUGAUACUGCAGUAUGAUUUUAUUAACUGUUUCAUAUCUUAUGUGUGUCUGAGUUGAGACCACCUUCAGUUUUCCAUAAUGCAAUGUAGCAAUGAGAUUGCAUUUAAGACAGGAGCAGGAGGAAUAUCUGUAAAGCCUCUAUGACAUGGCUGUAUCUGUGUGUCUUCUUGGGUGUGAGGGAGUAGGACCACAAAGUAUGCCUAGUAUAGCUGUUUGUAGUUUUGCCUUUCCUCUUACAAAGUGCAUGCCCCUGUCUUUUCAAGAUUGUCAAGCUUUAUUUCAAAUCCUGGAAAUAUGUUGGAGCAGGUCUUCCAUCCUUGUAGCUCCUACAACUAUAGAAUCCAGGAGGGAUUUGUCUAGAGGAAAAGAAUAAACAAAUCUAGCUGAUGUUAUUUUCUCCUGAAACAGGGAAACCAUGCUCAUGUAUAGCAUAAGCAUAGUAGUUGUUCCUUUCAGACUCGUGCAGAAAUAUGCUCCAAAUAAAACUACCAAAGAAUAGAUCCAAACCUGAUUAGAAAGCUCAUACCUGAGAGGAGUUACCCGUUUUCCCUAUUAAAGGAAAAGGUUGUAAUGCAUAUUAUUGGAGCUUUGUGUGGGAAAUGUUUUCAUUACAGGCCUGGAUGAAUGCAUAAAGGGUGUGCUUAAUAAUUAAUUUGCUAAGAGGAGCGGCAAGCAUCUUGUAAGACAAAUUAGAAUAGAACAAUACUGUGUGAAUUGGGUGGCUUAAUGAAAAAAUAGGAUGAAGUUAAACAAGGAAUAAGUGGCUCCACACAAAGAGGAUGGGUGAGAACUAGCCAAACAAACUGUCAGAAGGUGAACAGGAAUCAAGAACAUUAGGCUACUCCACAAAAGGAAAUCAGAGUAGAGGUGUAGAAAAAAGCACAGUUUAUAGCAUAUGCAAAAAGGUUCUUCAAAAGUACUCAGAUUGGUCAUACUCUAUCUGAUUUGGAGCAAACAAAUAGAAAUUAGGCCAAGAAUUGAAUCUGAGGUGCAAAUGCUUAGAAGAUCACAAUGAAAAAGAAGAUGAAAUGCAGAGGAAACAGUUGAUGACAGUGUUGAGCAGCUAAGUGGUUUGGAUCAUUAGUCUCUGUUAUUGGUGAAGAGGGGGAGGUCCUCCUUGAUUCUAGCUGUUUUCUAGAAGCAAGGGUGUAAGAUAAGGAGACAGCAGACAAAACUUGCUUGUUUGAAAAUGCAAUAGGUUGUUCCAGGGGCUGAAUUCUGAAGUAACCAGGCUAAUUUAAAACAAAAAACGGUUGAUGGCGGAAGGUAUCCAUUAAAAAUAGCAGCUGUUCUAGACAAUUAAAAAGGAACAAAUGUGUGCUUUUUUAGUCUUUUUAAAAAACAGCUGUAAAAGUGAUCUGGGAAUUAAAGACAUGUAAGAUUUACGUCUGGACCUGGAAAGCUGACAAAAUGUUAGCUCAGAACAGCUAAUUGUCUUAAGUUCUAGCCAGGAUGUAUUCAAUGACGGAAUAACAGUACCACCCCUCUCUCCAGCCAUGUAAGUGAAGUAGCAGAUGUAGAAGCAACACCUGACUUAAUUAAACUAAAUAGUCAAAGGGCCCUUCAUUUGGCCUCCAGAAGGCUAUUAAGAGAAACUAGAUGAUUAUAGAGCAAGGUGCGAAGUGCUUUCUUGGUCCAGAAACUGAGUAGGAGAAGAAAGUUUUUUUAUUAGUUUUCAUUACAGAUAAAUUUAAGAGCAGAUGUUCUCCUGUCUGAUGUGUUUAUUAAGUUCAAAAUACAGAUCUUUAUUGAAGCAUAAAAUUUGCAGAGGUUAUUUAGCUCUUGCCCUUGUUCAGGCCAGAGCGGGGAUUUAAAAAAGACCUAGACCUACAGGUGAAUAAACAGUGCAAAGUGUUGACAAGUGCUUUAGAAAAGGCUUGAGAGGGCAGCCAUACCUAGCUGCACCUUCCUGUCACUAUCACUGAGAUGCAGUCCUUACUGUUGAUGCUGGAGGAGACAGGUGCUCAUGCCUUAGCAUCUCUGAGACACCUUGCAGUCCACCACUGAGACCAAAAUGCAUUUCUCUGGGCCCCUGGUGAGAUGACUUUGGUCUGUUGCCUCACUUAACACCAGUGAUGCUGGUAAUGUUUUGCCAAGGAUGUUGGCAGGUCAAAAACCUUCUCCUGGAACCCGUGGGAGUGCUCCCAAAAAGGAUAUCUGAGCAGGAAAAAUUCCUCCUAGAUGUAGCGUUAAAAUGAGGUGGGUGAUGGGCAUGAGCUACAGCACAUCCAUCUCUUAUAGGGAUCUGAAGGGCUCUUUGUCAUGGCGGAGGGCUGGGAGUGGGAAGACCAGUUGUGUUACAAGAAAUUCUGCAUUUAAUGUUACCAUAAAAGUAAUCAUACUGUAAUGCACUUCAGUGAUCUCCAUGAUUACAAACAUUUAUAUGUAUUAAAUCUUAUGUGUUAAAGCACAGUUUGUACUCUUACUUCCUGAAAUUGUGUUAGUGGCAUUCUGGUGAUAGCUGAUCACUUCCAAAUACUAUCUUGAAGCUCUUAUCAAGACUUAUGAAUAUUUUGGAGGAGAUGCUAAUGAGUUAAACCCUUCCUUUUCAAUUUGUAUAGGUCAGAUUGUACUCUUCAGACCACUGGACGGAAUGAUGCUCCUGUUACACUGGAGCAGAUUGCUUUGCUGAGUGGAAAAAUACUUUUUACAUUUGCAUUAAUUAUUGCUCAUGUAUCACAACUCAGAGAAGUUUUGCUGAGUUUAAAGAUGCGAGAGACCCGCAAGCAGAUUUCCUCCCUGACCUUAAUGUACCUACGGACAUAGUCAAAUCUUCCUUUCCUACAUUUAGGGUAUGCUAACAGACAAAUGGAGAGAAAUGCAAUCGUGCUUCUGUUGAAAUUUCACCCGUGGUUGUGCUUGCAUUUCUAAGACUGUGUAGUUUCCAUCUGCUUAACUCAGGGGCUAGUUCAUAUGCCUCAGACAGCAUAAGCUAAAGACAUCUUUCCCAGCAGCUGAAAGAAUGGAUUCUCCAAGACAUGUCCUAGCAGCCCAUCAAGUCUCCUAUGGAAGACAGGAGAAAACGUUCAGCCUAUAUGUGAAAUGUAACGUAUGGAACAUUUAACAAAAGAGAAAGGAUAGGUAUAAUUUAUGCAGGGAGCUGCAAAGGUCAAAGGUGGCUUCUGAAAGAGAGAGAAAAAUUUACACAUCCUGUAUAAUAAUCCUGAAAUAAAGUAAAUCUGAAAUGUAAAAACAACCUGAAAGGCAGGCAAGGCUGAACAUAUUUAAAUAUGUAAUGAAACACAGUUCUCCAAAUGAUUGGGCAGGGCCAUUCUGGUGACCAGGGAGCUGAAGGCCCCCAUCUGGUGUGUCAUGGGUGGGAACACGUUUACCCCCGUGUCAUUAGAUCUGGAAGUUGCAAGUCAGCUGUUUGCAAGCAAGUAAUUCAAAAGAGCUCUGCAAAGGUGCUGAUGAAACACGGAUACAGCAAAGUGCCUAACUGAUAUUAAAAUGAUGCAGGCAUUGAACUUGAAUUGACUUUGAGUAGUAUACAGGCAUUUUUGUUGUCAUUGUAUGCAUCCUGAAUUUGUGUUAGUUUUGUGACUCAGUUACUGCUAAUGUUUAAUCACUCAAUAGAUGUGCUAACAAGCAGGCCCUAAGAAAAACCAGUUGAGUGUUUUCUGGAAGCUGCUAAUUAUGUUUGGCUGGUAUUAGUUUCAGUAACAGUCAAAGAUACUCAACUCCUAACACUCAUUAUUUCCUAUAGGUAAGAACAGAAACCUCAUUAGUGUUGGCUUUCAAAAAAGGUGCACUUGAUCUUGACAGCUGUCCCACGGCAGUACAGCGAGUAGGGAAUUCAUGAUCACUGAUGUAAAUAAGCUCUUUUCCUGGGAGAGGGACCAGAAGCUCGGAGUGCAGUCCAUCCCAUGUGAGAUAAGCUUUCCAAAACCUCCCUCUGAGCAUUGCUGCAUUUUGGAACAGUGGGACUAUGUGGUGUACUUGCUAAGAUUCAUAAAUAUACUCCUCCGUGUACAGAAGACUUGAUGUUUACUACCAUAUAGUCUUUUACUACUGCUUCAAACUCAGAUGCUUUCUGAUCACAGUACAUUCAUUUCAGCAUUCGGACAGCACUAUUUGUAGAGGAUGAAGCACCCAUUGCUUUUUUGCCAUCAUCCCUUGGAACCCGGCCAGGAGGAAAGUCUCCAGAACCAGAAAAAAAAAGAAACGAGCAGGUAUUAUUGUUAUUAUUCUGUGAAAUUGUGUUCAGUUCUGGCUGAGAUCGAAACUUUGUAAUUUCCCUUUUAGCACUUGAAUUCUUAGCAAAACGCUGGCAGUUUGUCAAAGCACACACGGUGUGACCGGGCACAGUGUGCUGCCAGUUAAGAGUUAGGGCAUCUCGGACUGGCAGGAACAAUUCCUGCAGGGGAUGAGGAGAAAGGGCCUUGCUUAGGCUGCAGUUCUCAACACUGCCUCACGUGCUUCAGUGAUCAGACCAACAAAUGGCACCAACACCCAGCUUCCCAAUUAGGGACUUUGUUCUCUUAGGCAGGUGAUGUAGUUACCGGUGCUGUGAUGUGUCUGUGCACAGCUGAUGAUAGCAAAUGGAGAACUUGGCAUGCCAGUUUUCUUGAGUUAAAAGUUGCUUCUGUUGCAGUUAUGCGCUCAAGAGUUAGGAAAAGCUGGAAUUAUGGCCAUAAGCAUAACCUUUUCAUGCAACACCUUCAUGUAUAUUCAUUAUGAUUAAUUAGCUCUUUAAUUAGAGCCCUUAGCUCUGUUUCCAGAUUAUUUUGCACAUCUGUGGAUAGAUUUAAGUAGAAUUCCAGUUUAUCCAUAGAAUCUGAGGGCACGUGGAGAAAAGAAUAAAGGAAAGGGUCUGUUGGAAGAGAAGGGAUCAUCCUGUGAUAAAGGCAGGUGAAUGAGAAGAAUUCUCUUUUGUCCCUGUUGCUGCUGUAGUCUUUGUGCAUGUUGCUGAGUAAGCCGCUUUAACCAAGAUACCUUUUUGUGGCUCUUGUGUUUGUCUCACCUCCCGGGCUCCUCGGGCCUAAUGUGCAGAAGUGCUGAGUGCUCACAGGUACAAAUGAAAUCGAUAGGAGCCAUGGGCACUCAGCAUUUCUGGGCCGAGUCGGAGCGGAUGGGAUAUGUAGACAUGGGGAGAGAUUGCUGGGAGUCAGCUUUUCCUCUGCAGACGAUUUGCAGCAUGGUCUCUGGCAUGUUUCUUUGUCAUGAAGACAGCACAUCUUGCAGGAGAUGUGAAUUAGUUCACAUCUGCGAGGUACUUGUGGUGAAAAACACCCCCAAUAAUACUGCGUGGAAUCACUCCCUCCAUGUGCAGAGCAGUUUUGGAGUGUUGUUGAUGAUGCAGUAGUCCUGCACGUGUGUUAAACCAUGUCACGUGUAUCCCUACACAUAUAAGACAUCCCUGGAGAACACUCCAGACAGGUGCUGUUCUUAAUGCAAUGGUUAGGGUAGGGAGUGUGGGUUUUCAAACAGGUGGAUUAAUUGCCCUCUGUCCAUCCCUGUGGGAAGCUAACAUACCUACCAGCAGAGCCACUCCUUAAAUUAUAUCUGGGAAUAGUUUCAGUAAUGGUUUUAAUUAACUUCAGGAAGGCUGGAUGGGACUCAGACGCUAUUAAAGAAAAAUAAAUAGUUUUAGAAUUCAUAAUUAAGGGUAAGGGUUGGAGUCUUGGAAGAAGAUGCGUCUUUCUGGUGGAAAAUUGGAUUGUGUCAGUAGAGUUCCUUUGGAUUUAUACCUGUAAAUGUCAGAGAAGAAAAUGGCCUGAAAUGCUUGUACACAAAUGAGCUGCACCUGCUUGCAGUGAAAUCACUAUCAAAAUUUCCAUUUCUUUCAAUAGCAGAAAGAGGUGAUGGAUUAGGAAAAUUUAAUUCAGGGCUUUGGGGAAUUAUAUUCACAACUGUAAUUGUAUUUAUAGAAAACGCACGUUGAUCCUUGAACAAAUUCUCAGUACAGCUGGCCAUUGAAAACAAUCAGCAGUGUUGCAGAUGCAUACUCACACUCUUCAUAUGAUUAACUGUUUGUUAAAAAGAACACAGGGAUGUAACAAUAAAUACUGCCCUGCUUGCAGUUACUUUGAGCUGUAGAACAGAUAAAGCAGAGGGUGCAGGUAUGAGCUCAGUGAAUGUAUCCAUACUUAAACAAACAGUGGCAAAUCUACUUCUUCACUCUGAAUGUUAAGACUGAAGAAAGGGCAGUCUUUAAAGUAUAUGAGGGCUGCUCCAAAAGUAAUGCCUCCUGUUUUAUUCUGCUGGCCCACAAUGUCAGAGAUUGAUGACAGUGGUAUGGCAGCAGAGGCUGAGUCUUCCCAGCAAUAUUACAUUCCGUUUUUGCUGCUGUGCGAUGGAUAGCAGCGGAGGGGCAGUCUGACAGAAUGGUGUUUGACAUGGAAGUGUGUACGACGCAAAGGUGGGGAACUGAAUUCCUCCAUGCAGAAAAAAAAUGGCACCCACAGACAUUCACCAGUGCUUGCUGAACGUUUAUGGAGAGCAAAUAGUGGAUGUGAGCACACUGAGGCUGGAGGUGGUGUAUUUCAGCACUGGUGACAGUGGAUCAUCUCCACUGGUGCAGAUGUUUACAAGUGUGGCAUAGAGGCUCUUGUUCAUCGCUGUCAUAAAUGCACAGCUAAUGGUGGUGGCUGUGUUGAAAAAUAGUGGUUUGAAGCUGAGCAUUUGCUCUAUCAAACAGCCUUAUUGUGCUUUUUGUAGCUGUUGUGGUUUCCAUGGAAAUAAACAGGAGGCAUUACUUUUGGAGCGACCUACAUGUGUAUGCACAUGCAGAUAUUUAACUAAUGGGGUCUUGACACAUUAGCUUAUAAUUCCGACUCUCUUAUUAAAAUCAUCCACCAAAUUUUGAAGCAGAAAUUAAAUCUUUCUCUAAUUAAAAGCAUUACUUUUCAAAUGAGACUGCGUACUGUGACAAAUGCUUCUGUAUUCUGCGUUAGUACUCAAGCUCCUCAGCUCUUGCAUUUGUGGGUCCCUCUUCAGUGUAAAGCAAGCGAGAUUCUCUGCUGAGAUCCUUGUGACUCAUCUAAUAGCGCUGGUGAGAAAUGCUGGCUAGUCCAACAGCCAGCCCCAACACUGCUGUGCGUGUUGCUCAUGCUGAGGGACUUCCCUGCACUUCCUAUUCUCUGCGUAACAGAUCUGAUAUGCUGGCUUCUCAGCAGCCUCGGUGCCCGAAGUAGCACGUUGAACACUUCAGAGAGGAGUGGAUGUGAACUGCCCUAUGGAUAACAUCUUGGGUUCCUCUGCACAUACGUAGAAUAAACAAAACAGAAGCCCUGAAGUCGCAGAAUAAAGUGCUCUGAAAGGGAGAAAGAAUACAGUAUACACAGCUGGAGUUGUUUUGGAAGCUGUAUCCAUCCAGGGUUGAAAGGAAGAUGGGGAUAUAAUUCAGCAGUUACUUCUGGAGCAGCUGUUGUUCAUCUGGCUGACGGAGGGACCAGGAAAAAAGGUAAUCAACGUAUCACCUAAACAUUUGUGUCUGAGAAGUGCAAUUAAGGACAUCUCUCUGUGACAGCACAGCAAACUUUGAUGGAGUAUGAAGAGGGCUCAGAAGUUCACAUCUGGCUUGAGUGAAGUUUGACAAAAAAUGCUACAGCAGUUCUGUCUCUGGAAGUGGUUAGCUGUAGGGAUUGCCGUGGCUACUAUUUUAGCAAGUUCCUUGGCCCAAAAUGAUGAAGAUUGCAAGUUGGCCAGAACAGGUCCUCCAGCCACAAUAGUUCCCAUUGAUGAAGAGAGUCGGAACGGCACUAUCCUGGUUGACAAUAUGCUGAUCAAAGGAACAGCAGCGGGGCCGGACCCCACCAUUGAGCUCUCCUUAAAGGACAAUGUUGAUUACUGGGUGAUCCUUGAUCCCAUCAGCCAGAGGUUGUACUUAAACAGCACUGGCCGAGUUCUGGACAGAGAUCCUCCAAUGUCCAUCCAGUCCAUUGUGGUACAAGUCCAGUGCGUUAACAAAAAGGUUGGCACCAUUAUCAACCAUGAGGUACGGAUUGUGGUGAGAGACAGGAAUGAUAACUCACCUCAGUUCCAGCAGCAGCGAUACUACGUGGCAGUAAACGAGUUGACUCCAGUUGGAACGACCAUCUUUACAGGAUUUUCUGGAAACAAUGGUGCUACCGACAUCGAUGAUGGUCCGAAUGGCCAGAUAGAGUAUGUCAUCCAGUACAAUCCUAAUGACAAAACUUCCAACAGGACCUUUGAUAUCCCUCUCACUUUGUCCGGAGCAGUAGUUCUACGGGAGAGACUAAAUUAUGAGGAAAAGACUCGUUACUUUGUGAUUGUUCAAGCCAAUGACCGAGCUCAGAAUCUUCAUGAGCGAAGGACAAGUACAACCACCCUCACAGUGGAUGUGCUGGACGGGGAUGACCUGGGACCAAUGUUUCUUCCUUGUGUCUUGGUGAAUAAUACUCGUGACUGUAGACCUCUCACCUACCAAGCAAGCUUGCCAGAACUGACUGAUCCUGUGCAUGUGAACCCUAUCAGUGUCACUCCACCCAUACAAGCCAUAGAUCAAGACCGAAACAUCCAGCCUCCUUCUGAUCGACCGGGCAUCCUCUAUUCCAUCCUCGUUGGUACUCCCGAGGAUUAUCCACAGUAUUUCCAUAUGAACCUCACAACAGCUGAACUCACGCUCUUGAAGCCAAUAAACAGGGAUUUGCACCAGAAGUUUGACUUGGUUAUUAAGGCUGAACAAGACAAUGGCCAUCCUCUUCCUGCCUUUGCCAAUUUACAUAUUGAAGUCCUUGAUGAGAACAAUCAGAAGCCUUACUUCACAAAAUCUACAUACGAGGGCUUUAUCCUUGAAUCCUCCCCAGUGGGAACAACCAUCUCAGAUAGCCGGAAUCUGACCUCUCCAUUACAAAUCACGGUGUUGGACAACGAUGUUGAGGAGACCAAGGACCCCCAGCUCCAUCUCUUCCUGAAUGACUACAAUACGUUUUUCACUGUGACCCAGAGUGGCAUCACCCGCUACCUCACCCUGCUGCAGCCGGUUGACAGAGAAGCCCAGCAGCUCUACACCUUCUCGAUGAUAGCUUCUGAUGGCGUACAGGAGAGUACCCCAGUGACGGUCAAUAUUGUGGUGAUUGAUGCAAAUGAUAAUUCCCCAACCUUCUCCAAUAUAUCUUACAAUGUCAAGAUUUACACAGAUAUGGGGCCUGGGGAAGGCGUUAUAAAGCUCACUGCUGUAGAUGCGGACGAGGGACCCAAUGGACAGAUAGUGUAUGAAAUUUUGGCUGGGGAUCAGGGAGACUUCAUCAUCAAUGACCGAACAGGCCUUAUCGCCAUUGCUCCAGGAGUUGUAUUGUCAGUGGGGCGAUCCUAUGCUCUCACUGUCAAAGCAUCUGAUAGCGCUCCUCCUGCACAGAGAAGGAGCUCUAUUACUACAGUUUAUAUCGAGGUCCUUCCACCCAACAACCAGAGCCCUCCCCGCUUCCCGCAGCUGAUGUACAGCCUGGAAGUCAGUGAGGCCAUGAGGACUGGAGCGAUUUUGUUAAACCUGCAGGCUUUUGAUAGAGAGGGUGACCCUAUAAGAUACCUCAUUGAGAAUGGAGAUCCGCAACAAGUUUUUAAUCUCUCUCAAAGUUCUGGACUGCUAGCCUUAGGAAAGCCCUUGGACAGAGAAAGCACUGAUCGUUAUAUUCUGAUCGUUACAGCCUCGGAUGGCAGACCAGAUGGGACUUCAACUGCUACAGUUAAUAUUGUGGUGACGGAUGUAAAUGACAAUGGGCCAGUUUUUGAUAUGUUUCUACCUAAAAACCUGUCUGUACAGGAAGAGGAAGCCAAUGCUUUCGUUGGUCAAGUAAGGGCUACAGACCCGGAUGCUGGUGUUAAUGGUCAAGUUCAUUACAGUCUGGCAAACUUCAAGAAUCUUUUUCGAAUCACUUCAAAUGGCAGCAUAUACACAGCAGUUAAGCUGAACAGAGAAGUACGAGACUAUUACGAACUUAUUGUUGAAGCAACAGAUGGAGCUGUGGACCCUCGCCGUUCAACACUAACUUUAGCAAUCAAGGUGCUGGAUAUUGAUGACAACAGCCCUGUUUUUACAAAUGCUUCCUACUCUGUCUUGGUGCCUGAAAAUCUACCACCCGGCACUGUCUUCCUUCAGAUAGAGGCGAAAGAUGUUGAUCUUGGUUCUAAUGUUACCUAUCGAAUCCGGACGCAGGAAGCACUGGAGUAUUUUGCACUGAACAAGUAUACGGGCGAGUUAUCACUUCUGAAGUCCUUGGAUUAUGAGUCAUUCUCUGACACAGAUGCAACUUUCACCUUCCUUGUGGAAGCCUUCGACAGCAAGGGCACUAUGCCUCCAGGUCUUGCUACCGUCACAGUGAGGGUAAAGGAUAUGAAUGAUUACUCGCCGGUAUUUAGCAAGACGCUCUACAGAGGAAUGGUUGCUCCUGAUGCUGUCAAGGGCACUGUUAUCACUACCGUUUCAGCUGAGGAUCAAGAUCCUCCGGGCACACCAGCAAGCCGAGUCCGGUACAAAGUUGACGUUGUCCAGUUUCCUUACAGUGCCAGCAUUUUUGAUGUGGAGGAAACCUCAGGACGUGUAGUAACACGGGUAAACCUAAAUGAAGAGCCAAGUACAGUGUUCAAGCUAGUGGUCAUUGCAUAUGAUGAUGGAGAUCCUGUGAAGUUCAAUACCACUACUGUAGAAAUUGCUGUACUUCAACCUUCGGUAAUCCCACGGUUCACGCAGGACGAAUACAGACCCCCCCCAGUAAGUGAAAGUGCACCAAAAGGAACUGUGGUCACUGUGGUGAUGGCAGCUGCCUUGAACCAAACUAUCGUAUAUUCAAUAGUGUCAGGAAAUGAAGAGGAUGUGUUUGCUAUUAAUAACAGAACAGGCGUGAUCUCCGUUAAAAAGCCUCUGGAUUAUGAAAGAGUGACAAGUUAUGAACUUCGAGUUCAGGCAGACUCGUUACAAGUGGUACGAUCCAACCUGCGUGUCCCAUCCAAAAGUAAUACAGCCAAAGUGUUCAUUGAAGUGAAGGAUGAAAACGAUCAUGCGCCUGUCUUUACCAAAAAAAUGUACAUUGGAGGAGUGUCUGAAGAUGCUAAAAUGUUUUCUUCUGUGCUUAAAGUUAAGGCUGACGAUAAAGACACUGGGAAUUACAGUGCCAUGCAGUACAGGCUCAUCAUUCCUCCAAUCAAGGAUGGUAAAGAAGGUUUUGUGAUUGAAGCUUACACAGGGCUAAUAAAAACUGCUAUGCUGUUCAAAAAUAUGAGAAGAUCCUAUUUCAAGUUUCAGGUCAUUGCGACUGAUGAUUACGGAAAAGGACUGAGCAGCAAAGCAGACGUACUCGUCUCUGUGGUCAAUCAGUUGGAUAUGCAAGUCAUCGUCUCUAAUGUUCCUCCCACCCUUGUGGAACAAAACAAAGAUCAACUCAUAGGGAUUCUGGAACGCUACGUCCAAGAUCAGAUUCCUGGUGCAACCGUCGUGGUGGAAUCCAUUGGCGCACGGAGGUUUGGGGAUGGAUACUCCGAAGAGGAUUAUACCAAGUCUGACCUCAUGGUCUACGCCAUUGACCCACAAACAAAUAGAGCCAUAAUGAGGAAUGAACUUUUUAAGUUCCUCGAUGGCAAACUGCUGGAUAUCAAUAAAGAGUUUCAGCCGUACCUGGGACAGGGGGGACGCAUCCUGGAGAUCCGCACCCCGGACGUGGUAGCAAAUGUCAAGAAGCAGGCGCAAGCUGUGGGCUACACAGAAGGUGCAUUACUGGCCCUGGCCGUCAUUAUCAUCCUGUGCUGUAUGCCAGCUAUUUUAAUAGUCAUGGUCAGCUACAGACAGCGACAGGCUGAGUGUGCUAAGACUGCAAGAAUCCAGAUGGCCCUACCGGCAGGCAAACCAGCAAGCACUGCUGCCAAUAACCUCUACGAAGAGCUUGGUGACAGCACCAUGCGAGGAUAUGCACAGCAAGAGCAACAGCAGUUGCUGAGACCUUCCCUUCUCAGACCAGAGGAGUUAAGUAUGGAGUCUGGAAUUGAUCCAGGGCAGGAAUACUACGGGCAAGAUUACUACAGUUAUGAGCAUGGGUAUGAACUGCCUCAGUAUGGGAGCCGCCGCCGCUUGCUGUCUCCUUCAGGGAUGUAUGAUGAGUAUGGGGAAGUCAUGGUGGAGAAUGAUGGCGGCUACUACUAUAGUCCACAUGGAUCAACAGCGGAAGAGGGAAUGAGUCAAAGCAGAGGUCCUUCGAGCAGAGGUAUAAGCCAGAGAGCAGGGGCUCAAAUAGAAGGUAGACCUUUAGAUGGUGGGAUGGAUCUAAGGCAUGGCUCUGGAAGAGCAUAUAGAACCAGCCAGGGAAGGAGAAAACUAAAAGCAGUGAUGCAUUUAAGUCGUGUAGCAGUCAGUGCUCACAAACCAGUAGGAAGAAGUGAGUCUGCUCAUUCUCCAUGGAAGAAAGCAAAGAUAUUCCCAAUGAUUCUGCAGAAAGUGAAAGGCAGUAGGAAGGAUUCCAGUUACGCCAAGUUGAUGUCAGCUCGCCAGGCGGAUGGUGAGAAAAGCAUGAUUAUCAGGGGAAGCUACUUCCAGAAAUCAACAGAUGACAGACCUUCAAUGAGAAAGCUAAAUCAUGUGUUAAAACGCAUCAGUGUCUCCAGAAAAUUUCAAGAGCCUACUAGCAAAGAUGCAGUGCAUGUGGGAGGAAAAGAAGAGGAAGAAAGAGAUGAAGCAAAGUCAGGAGUUUCAAUAAGUAUCACAGCAGAGAGCGAACAUGAGGAAAGUGAUUAUGAGAAGAAGAAGAAGAGGAGAAGAAAAUACAGCUCGGAUGAGUCCUCCGCGAAGAGUAGUAGCUCUGGGUCGGAGUCAGAAGAUAAAGACUAUUUGACAGUAACUCUGGACCAAGAUGAAGCCACUGAAAGUACCGUGGACUCCGAUGAGGAAUCUGGACACGAUAUCGGUGAUUCCGAUGAUGGCUCUGGAUCCAGCUCUAGCAGUGAAUCAGAGGAGGACUCUUCUGAAGAGGACAGCGAUGAGGAAGAGUCUGACAGCGAUGAAGACGAUAGCCUGUCACAAAGCUCAUCUACACAAAGUUCAUUCAGCAAAUCGGGAACUAGUGAGUCCAGCAGUAGAAGUAGUACUGGAAGGUCAAGUACAAAAAGUAGGGGAAGUAGCUCUCGUGGCAGAGCAAGGCGAUCCAGCCAGAAAUCAGUCAGCUCGAACACAUCAGGUGCAAGCUACAGGAAAACAUCGGGAUCCAGCUACAAGAGCAAAACCUCCUCUGCCAGCCUUGAAAUAGAAGACACGAUAGAAGAGGUUUCAGAAGAAGAUGAGCAAGCAGACGCGGAGCAAGUCGGUGCAAGCCCUGAUGAGACAAUAGAUAACACAAAGAAUAAGACAGUUUCUAAAACAUCUGCAAAUGCAAAAAGUGCUAAAAAUGCUGCUACGGAAGAAGACAAGAGAAGAAAGUCGGGUGUUAACAGUGGGGAUAAUGGGGAUGAAAGCGCAGAAGAGGUUGAUACAGAUGGUAGUGACAAGGAGGAAACUGUCAGUAAGAACGGAAGUGAAAUCAGUGUUAAUUCCAGAGGUACUGGAGGGAUAAAAAGCACAGCUAGUGCCACUUCUGGCAGAACUGCUACUUCCCCUGAUACUGAGACUCAGAGUUCUGACAUCAACUGGGCCAGAAAGAAAAGGAUCAAGUUGAUUGUUGACCCGGAGUAUGAGACCAGCUCUACUGGAGAAGACAGCGCUCCUGAUUCCAGCCAGAGGAGUCGUCUUAAUAACCCCAAUAUUCAAAACAACGUCAAUGGUAACAUCUACAUUGCACAGAAUGGCUCUGUUGUCAGAACCCGUCGUGUUUGCCUUGCUAAUAAUUUAAAAGUGACAUCUCCAGUGAGGCUGGGUAAACAGUUCAAGAAACUGGACAAGCUUGCAGUGACACACGAGGAGAAUGUCCCACUGAACACAUUGUCAAAGGGAUCAUCUUCUAGUGAUAAAGUGAACACAAGACCUUGUAGUGUCUCAUUUGCUUCCUCUAUAGGGGCCGAAAACAUAGUAACGAAGCCAGGUGGCUCCAAAAUGAAAAGCACAGAAGAGCAAGAAUCUGUUGUUGAUAACGAGGACACAAAAGAGCCCUUGGAGUCUCACAGUGAACACACACAGUCAGAUGAAGAGGAACUCUGGAUGGGCCCUUGGAAUAACCUUCACAUACCAAUGACAAAACUGUGAUUUUUUUUUUUUAAUUUUAAUUUUUACUUCAGUUUAUAAUAAACUGCACUUUUUAUUGUCACUGAAGAAAACGUAUGAAAUUUGUAUCGUGCACACAUGUUGUAUACUACAAAUGACAUGCUUUAAAGUUUAAAAACAAAAUUUGCACUCACAUUUGUACCAAUUAAUUGUCCUCCCCAACUAUUUUGACAGGCUCACAUUUCACUAAACAAUACUUCAUUUAAGUUAAUUAGUUUUUUUUAUCUUGAUUUAUUGUUUAAUAAAUGGUAAACUACUAAUAUAUGCACAGCAACAUUUGGUUAACUUUUCAGACCGUUCUAUACAUGCCUAGCUUGUUUUUCCUGUAUUGGUACUUGUGGCUAUACUGUUUAGAUUUGGAAAGUGUCUACUUAUGUUCAAGAUUUAUAUCCGGAGCUCUUGAUUCUGAGCUCAGAGGAAUAAAUUAAAAAUAAAUCCAUGAAAGUCAAUGGAGCAAAUCCUCGGCUGGUUUAAAUUUGAGUAACAGUACCAAAGUCCAUAGCGAUACAGCCACUUUAUGCAAGCAGAGAAUCUCACUCAACGCUGAAGUAGCAAACUUACAUAACAGUGGAAUUAGCAUUUGUAAGAGUACAGCGUAUUUAAGCAGAACUGUGAAAUAGUUGAUUAAAUACAGUAGAAAUUGUAAAGGGGAAGGAAAUGUGUGGCAAUUAAUCUUAUUCAGAGCCACCUGUCCGUGGUUUAUUCAUUUUCUUUUGUGAAUUAGCUCGUUCCAAUUUUCUUCUCUAGUCAGUUUUUCAUCUUUUCAUCUCUUCCCACAUCAGUUAUGUUUUCUUCUUUUUACAGUCUUUUAGCUCCAGUUUUUAUGAUCCAUCAAUAAUUGUCAUCCUAUGGCUGUAUUCCUCUGAAAUAAACCAGGAUGAUACAGGACUUUAAGAGACGGAAAGAGGCAUAAAAAGUAAUUAAUAGGAAGGGGAUAGAUAGAUUUUCAAGCCCAGCUAGCUGUUGGGUUAAAUGCUACGAGCUCCAUUCCACUCAAACAUAAACCUGCUGUAAGACAAAUGGAUCAUGGCGAAGGGGAAAAAAAGUGAACAUUUUCCAAGGCUAACAUUUUCCUAAUACGUGUAAAUGCAGCUGUGAAGGGCAGAGGCUGUCAGAAGACACAGAAUUGUUUCAAAAUCUUUGAAGUAAGCAUUAGUUGUAAAAUGCACUGUAUGAAAUACUGGCAGCUGCUUUUAAUUUCUGCUUGUAACCUGAAGUAGUGAACGUGUCAUUUUACAACUUCAGCAGGGAGCUGAGAGACACUGCUGUUCAUAACUACCAAGUAAUAGCUAAAAAGCAUUAGCAAUACAGAGCAAACUGUUCUUCUCCAGUGAGAUAUUAGGUGGGGGAAAAAAAAAGAACAAAAAAAAGUGUAUAUUCACACGAGAAAAGUGUCCUGUUAUAUUACACCAGCUUUUUCUUCAGGAUGAGAUCAAACUAGCUGUGAGAACAAUACCGAUACCUCUUGAAAGUUGGGAACAGUCAACUGAUAAAUGUGUGCAAUUAAUGAGGAAAAGAUGGGCAUCAUCCUUCUUUUCCUGUCCCUGUAGUUAAGUUUUACCUCAAGAUCUGGAUGACGAUCGUUGUUGGUUCUGCUCUGGUAGUAAAUGGACUUGUGCUACUGUGAUUUUGUUUGUUUUCCCCUUGCACAGGUUCUCCUACAGGAAACUUCUUUCAGUGUUUGUCUUUAGAAGCUGUUCGCAUGUUAUGCUAAUGUAAAUGUGACAUUUCUGUCAAAUACCUCCUUUUCAACUUGAGGUUUCUGACCAAAUAUUUUGAGUGACAGUACUUGUUUUUAGGCAUGAGAAAUGCAACAUAGCCUACCAUGCGAGAAACAAAAAGAUCGGGUAUUUCUUUCUCCUAAAUCUUUUACCUUGGCAUAUUUGGACUGGGUACCUAACAAGAAAAAAUAAGCUGUUUGGAGUUUAGCUGGAGUCUGAACGUACAGACAAGAAUGAUGGAAGAAAAAGAAUCUAUUCUUUGAAAUAACUAGUAAAAUGUUCUAUUUUAAUCCUGUU